AUGCGGCCCACCAGUCUUUAUUAUAUUGGCAGCAACGAUGGUUUAGGUGCCAUGCUUGUCACUCAUACCUUGGACUCCAACAACUACUAUUCUUGGGCUAGAUCUAUGAAGAGGGCCUUGUGGAUUAAGAACAAGCUCGGGUUCAUUGAUGGCACGAUCUGUGAACCUUCUAACCCCAAUGAUCCUCUAAUGGAACAUUGGCCGAGGUGCAAUGACAUCAUGAUAACAUGGAUGCAAGACACAAUGGUAGUUGAUAUCAAGUCUAGCACUAAAUGUGCAGAGACUGCACAUCAGCUUUGGUUGGAGCUAGAACAACGUUUUGCUCAGCAAAAUGCUCCAAGAAUUUUCAAGGUAAAGCAAGGCAUCACAGACCUAAAGUAA
Malania oleifera is the source of this 381-nucleotide messenger RNA. RefSeq lists its product as uncharacterized. Lineage: Eukaryota; Viridiplantae; Streptophyta; Magnoliopsida; Santalales; Ximeniaceae. The coding region runs from base 1 to 381 and encodes 126 amino acids. The transcript has a single exon. The record is from RefSeq and is a predicted model, not a curated record.